AUGACGAAAUCAGAAGGACUUUGGGUUCUCGGAUAUGGUUCUCUCAUUUAUAAACCUCCUCCUCAUUAUACAUUAAGAAUUCCUGCGAUCAUAUUUGGUUACAUGCGUAGGUUUUGGCAAUCAUCUACUGAUCACAGAGGAACUGAGGAAAAUCCAGGUAGAGUUGUGACUUUGAUCUGUAAGGAAGAUAUUGAAUCAAAUCCGAAGUUUUCCCAUGAUUUGAAACUAUACAACGAUACACUAAUGACGACUGGUGUCGUUUAUUACAUACCGCCUGACAGAGCAGAUGAGGUUAGAGAUUAUUUAGACGUUAGGGAACAAGGUGGAUACACCUUACACGAAGUUGAAGUACAUUUAGAGACUUCCCCAGAUGAUGAACUGCACGCUGCAGUGCAACAACUACCGGUGCAUCCGGUGGUACGUCGUAAGAUUCUCAUUACGCAGGUUUACAUCGGUCAAGUAACAAACGACUCUUUUAUUGGGCCUGAACCCAUAGAACAAACUUCAAAGGUUAUUGCAACCUCAGUGGGGCCUAGUGGUGCUAAUUACGAUUAUUUGAAACAUUUACAUGGUUCCCUAAGGGCUAUGCAGCUAACUCAUGAAAAUAUUAUAAUUAGAGAUGAGUAUCUGGAUGAACUGCUAAACCAAGUGGAGCAAUUAAAGAACACGAAGUGA
Zygosaccharomyces rouxii is the source of this 675-nucleotide messenger RNA. It is a transcript of the gene GCG1, whose product is annotated as gamma-glutamylcyclotransferase. The record is from RefSeq and is a predicted model, not a curated record. Lineage: Eukaryota; Fungi; Ascomycota; Saccharomycetes; Saccharomycetales; Saccharomycetaceae. Gene Ontology annotation, molecular function: gamma-glutamylcyclotransferase activity; glutathione specific gamma-glutamylcyclotransferase activity. Gene Ontology annotation, biological process: glutathione catabolic process. The coding region runs from base 1 to 675 and encodes 224 amino acids. Gene Ontology annotation, cellular component: cytoplasm. The transcript has a single exon.